Molecule: messenger RNA, 1635 nt
Organism: Oreochromis niloticus (Nile tilapia)
Lineage: Eukaryota; Metazoa; Chordata; Actinopteri; Cichliformes; Cichlidae
Product: zinc finger protein 235-like
Exons: 3
Coding region: 144-1070 (308 amino acids)
Biological process (GO): regulation of transcription by RNA polymerase II
Molecular function (GO): DNA-binding transcription factor activity, RNA polymerase II-specific; RNA polymerase II cis-regulatory region sequence-specific DNA binding
Source: RefSeq, a predicted model, not a curated record
GAAAGACUUCCAGCUGCAUCACGGAGUUUCUCUCGGUUUGUGGGCUCAUCUAAAGGUGAGUAACAGGAGGAGAAGAGUCUGUUGGUGCAACAGAGGAACAAUUUCAGCCAUUUGGACUCAGCUCAGCCACUACAUUGGAAACAAUGUCUUCAACACAAAAGGACCAACAUGGAGCGAGAAGUCAGCGCUUUCAGGAGGCCGACAAACCUCACAGAAGAAAGAGAGAGAAAACCUACAGCUGUGAUGAGUGUGGGAAGGAUUUUACCCUGGCUCAAAGCCUAAAAAGACACCAACUCAUCCACAGUGGAGUUAAACCGUACAGCUGUAAUGAGUGUGGGAAGGGUUUUACCCGGACUGGAAGUUUAAAAACACACCAACUCAUCCACAGUGGAGUUAAACCGUACAGCUGUGAGUUGUGUGGGAAGGGUUUUACCUGGACUGGAAGUUUAAAAACACACCAACUCAUCCACAGUGGAGUUAAACCUUACAGCUGUGAGUUGUGUGGAAAGUCUUUUACCCAGGCUGAAAACUUAAAAACACACCAACUCAUCCACAGUGGAGUUAAACCUUACAGCUGUGAGUUGUGUGGAAAGUCUUUUACCCAGGCUGGAAGCUUAAAAGCACACCAACUCAUCCACAGUGGAGUUAAACCUUACAGCUGUGACUUGUGUGGAAAGUCUUUUAACCGGGCUGGAAACUUAAAAACACACCAACUCAUCCACAGUGGAGUUAAACCUUACAGCUGUGAAUUGUGUGGUAAGGCUUUUGCUCUAAAUGGCGACUUACAGAGGCAUCUAGUUACCCACUCUGGAAUUAAGGCGUACAGCUGCGACUUUUGUGGAAAAAGUUUCAGCAACAAACACUACCGAAAUAUUCACCUACGGUUUCACACUGGAAAUGAUGUUUACUGCUGUGAUCAGUGUGGGAAACUGUUUGCAACAGAUGGACAGUUACAACAACACAUGUUUAGCCACACUGAGGAGAGAUCUUAUAAAUGUGACCUGUGUGAGAAGACUUUUAAAGCUCCACAUCACCUGAAAAGACACCAACAGAUCCACACCAGAAAGUAACUCUACAAGUGCAGUUACUGUGAGGAUGUAUUUAAUUUUAUUAUCUUGUAAUUUUAACCUGAGUGUUUGGAACAAGUCUGAUCAGUAAACUUAUGGAGUUAUACUGAAUGAACUGUUUGGAAAAAUGAAGACUCAUUUUCACUCAGUAAGCUGAGUGUUGUAAUGUAAACAGUAAAAUUUAAUUGGACAUUGGCAGAGAUGCUCUUUAUUUCAGGUGACGUUCAGGAUAAAAUCGUUGAAGGAAUUCCCUGACUUACACUGACUUUGUUUAGAAGUGGAGCAAAGCACAUAGAUAAGUGCACACUAUUAAGCAUUACUUAAUCAUCUGUUAAGCAUUAGUUAAUGGCUACUUAAUUAUCUCUACAGCAUCUACAAAGUAUUUCUCAUAAUCAGUUAAUAGUUUACAAGCACUGCUUUAAACACUUUAUUCAUGAUGAACAAGCUAAUGUACAACACUGUAUUAAUUAUGUUUUCAUGUUCUAAAACUCAUUGAUUAAUCAUUUAUAAACACUACUCUGCAUCAGUUACAAACCAGUCAUUUCAGGAUGUUCAGUGGUAUACAAAA